CUAUAAAAUGUAUAUAUGAAGUAUAUAAAUGUGUUUUUUUUUUUAGAACAUAAAGGUAAUAUAACAGUUAUCAAAGCAAUACCUAACUAAAAUAUCACUUUAUUCUAAAACAAGACAGACACAGUAGAAUGUACACAAGUUGAUUCACGUUUCCCUCCAUUUUUCAAUUGUUUAAAAACAGACACGCCCAUACCUGACAUUUCGGCCAAUAGGAGAGCGGAGACGGCACAGAAUCAUUUGCAUGUGAUGUCAUACACAUGUAUAUAAAUAGCCGACACACAAAAGCCAGGUAUAUUCUUCUUUGAAGAGACUCAUCAAUCAUGCCUGAACCAUCAGGACAGAAGUCCGCGGCCAAGAAGGGCUCCAAGAAAGCCGUGAUCAAAGCCGGUCCCAAGGGCGGCAAGAAGAGGAGAAAGAGCAGGAGGGAGAGCUACGCUAUCUACGUGUACAAGGUGCUGAAGCAGGUGCACCCCGACACCGGGAUCUCCUCCAAGGCCAUGAGCAUCAUGAACUCGUUCGUCAGCGACAUCUUCGAGCGCAUCGCGUCCGAGGCUUCCCGCCUUGCCCUGUACAACAAGCGUUCUACAAUCACGUCCCGGGAGAUCCAGACCGCGGUCCGCCUGCUGUUGCCCGGUGAGCUGGCCAAGCACGCCGUGUCUGAGGGAACCAAGGCUGUGACCAAGUACACCAGCUCCAAGUAAACUGUGGACACCAGUUUCUUAACCCAACGGCUCUUUUCAGAGCCACCCAUCUUCUCUAUAAGUCUACUCCUCAAAAAUGAUAUUCUUAUAUAAUGUAAAAUAUUAUAAUAUAAUAUUCAGUAGCCUUGAAAAGUCUAAAGUAAAGAUACAAUUUAAAUCUUGCGAUAAAUAGUGAAUGACCUUGUUCAGUGAGUGAGCUGCCCUGACUGGACUGUACUGUUACUGCAGGUGGGCACAACGCCAUGACAAUUUAAUUUGGGUGUUUUUGUUCUGUGAUAGAACGUAAUCUAAACACACAACAAUAUUGUGACACCGGGUGUGGUCGCUCAGCGGUUGCGUGAUAUGGUCGCAUGUUGUAAAAAGCUUUGGAUAAAUGACAUGUAAUAUAAUGACACUUUAUUUCGUUUUGAAAGUCAUCUGUAGGCUUAAUGUUUCAUGUGUUGAUUUUAAGUCAUUAUUAAUUACUUUUAUUGACGCUGAAGUGACUGAAACUAGUGUUCCUUUACUUCCUCAACAACUCAUAACAAACCACAAUGAGUGGAUUAUUUAAAUAGUUAAUUUGUGUUUAGAGAAUAGUUUGUAUAUUAAGAAGAACUGAAGGUUGUCUAUGGUGAGUCUGAAAUGUUAUUAUACUUAUAAAUGCUGGCGAUAACUCUUCUGCGUCCUAGAUGUAACAACAACUUUUUUAUUGUUUGCCAUUAAAACAAAAACUCAGAACCACCAGUGUCACCAAAACAAAUGCAGGACACAUUUAAGUGACAAAUACCAAACAUUUACGCAUUAUAAUAACUAAUUUCCCAUUAUUUUCUCCUGUUUUUCUGUUAACAUUUUGCUAAUAUUUAACGACAAAACAUGAACGUGAUUGCUGCAACUUUUACAUCCCAACAUAUUGAGAUAUGAACAAAAAACACCCAAAGUGUAAAUGUGUUUCUUCAAUAAAAACACAAAUGUU
Molecule: messenger RNA, 1653 nt
Organism: Solea senegalensis (Senegalese sole)
Lineage: Eukaryota; Metazoa; Chordata; Actinopteri; Pleuronectiformes; Soleidae
Product: histone H2B-like
Exons: 1
Coding region: 321-701 (126 amino acids)
Cellular component (GO): nucleosome
Molecular function (GO): protein heterodimerization activity; structural constituent of chromatin; DNA binding
Source: RefSeq, a predicted model, not a curated record